Molecule: messenger RNA, 690 nt
Organism: Scheffersomyces coipomensis
Lineage: Eukaryota; Fungi; Ascomycota; Pichiomycetes; Serinales; Debaryomycetaceae
Exons: 1
Coding region: 1-690 (229 amino acids)
Source: RefSeq, a predicted model, not a curated record
AUGUCAGAAUCAACUUCAAGAGCUAGAAAAGUUGAUAAAGAAGUUUUAUCACAAUCUAGUGAUAAAUCAGUCGAACCAGUGUCAACUAAUAAAGAACCAGUUGCUUUAUUAGAUACUGAUGAACAAAAUGAUAUUAUAUCUAAAUUUCAAAGAGAUAAUAUUAAUUCAUUCAUUAGAUUCAAAAAGUUCAUCUUAUACUUAUUAUUUGCUCAAUUACCAUUACAAUUCAUUCUUUAUUCCAUUAGUAAGAAACAAUUAAAAAACAUAAUUAAAAAUCCAUCAUUAAUGGCAGAAAUAUCAGUAACAUCAUUAAUAAAUGGUAAUGAUAGUAUGUUAAAAAUUGGAGUUAGUAAUGUAUUAAUCUCCUUAUCCAUCGUGUUAUCUAUUAUUAACUUAUCAAAUUCCAAUAUCACAUCUUUGCAACCAGCAGGUAAUCAAUUAGAUUUAAGUAAUCCUUGGAUAAAAUUUGGCAUUGAAAACAUUCAUUAUAUUAAUGGUGCCAUUUGUAUUCAAAUUUUAAUCUUAUUAGUUAUAAAUCUUAAAAAGGAUUUAGUUUGGUAUUUGAAUUUAAAUUAUAUUUUACCAAUCAUGAAUUUUAUUAUUGUUCAAAUGUUUGAUUAUUGGUUUAAAGUAUUAGAUGCUGAUAUUAAACAUUUAUUGAAAUUAAGAUAUAAAUAUAAAAAUGUUUAA